Rhagoletis zephyria (snowberry fruit fly) is the source of this 1438-nucleotide messenger RNA. RefSeq names its product basement membrane-specific heparan sulfate proteoglycan core protein-like. The record is from RefSeq and is a predicted model, not a curated record. Gene Ontology annotation, molecular function: axon guidance receptor activity; protein binding. NCBI's taxonomy places the organism in Eukaryota, Metazoa, Arthropoda, Insecta, Diptera, Tephritidae. Gene Ontology annotation, cellular component: plasma membrane; neuronal cell body; axon. Gene Ontology annotation, biological process: homophilic cell-cell adhesion; synapse organization.
AUGUUCUCUUUACUGGUUUCCUUUUUUCUCGGCACUCAAUGCGAUUUGCUGUUGCCUGUUUACCGUUUGCUGACUUCCGCAGUGCCACCAAGGAUCCAUCACAUUAGCACCGGCGGACAUUUGCAAGUCAAAAAGGGCUCUUCGGUGCGUAUUGAAUGCUCGGCCUCCGGUAAUCCGACGCCGAAUGUAACUUGGAGUCGUAAGAAUAAUAUUUUGCCCAACGGCGAAGAGAAACUCCACUCACAUAUUCUGUCAAUCGAGAACGUGGACCGGCACAAGGGCGGCGUCUACAUUUGCACAGCCAACAACGGUGUCGGACAACCGGCAUCCAGUCAAGUCGUCCUGCAUGUCCUAUAUCCACCCGAAAUAUCCGUUGAGCGUCCCAUAGUUUUCUCUGGUGAAGGGCACGAAGCUAUGCUGGUGUGUAUAGUUCACGGAGAAACGCAACCUGAGGUCAUUUGGUUCAAAGACACCAUGCAGCUGGACACCACCGAACGUCACAUUAUGGAGAAUCGUGGCUCACGUCACACGCUGAUUAUACGGAAAGUGCAUCCCCAGGACUUUGGUAAUUACUCUUGUGUGGCUGAGAACCAACUUGGGAAAGCACGAAAAACUUUGCAAUUGAGCGGGAAACCAAACGUAGCCGUAUUCAACUCGCCACCAAUUAGUCAGUACAAGGACAGAUAUAAUAUUUCUUGGACCGUAGACUCGCACACAUCCAUCGAAGAGUACAAAUUAUCCUUCCGAAGGUUGCCGCAAGGACAUGAGGUCGACAACUCCAUUGAUACGCAUUCCGGCUCGUCCUCUUCGACGCUGCUGCAGAUGUAUGGCGGUGGUGGUGGUGGCGGCGGCAGUGGUAUUGGCAGUAUGGGCAGCGGUUUGCUCGGCAGCCAGCAUAAUCAUCGCCUCAGCAGCGGCUUGGGGGGUUCCGGUCUCAGCAGCUAUGGCAAUGUGUUGCAUUGGGGUCGCAACGAUUGGCGCGACGUAGUGCUGCCAGCAAUGCCAUUGUCACAUCAUUACACGCAAGGCAUGAGCUAUAUGAUACGCGGCCUGGACCCAGACCAACAUUACGAGGCCACCGUGCAGGCGAGGAAUCGUUAUGGUUGGAGUGACUUGACGCACAGUUUCCUCUUCUCUACAUCUUCGAAUGAUAAUGAGAUGCGCGAUCUGAGUGUCACCUUCUACGGCAGCGGUGCUACUCACAAACUCCGAUUAAGCCUCGCCGCACUUUCGUUUGCGACCUUAGCUUUAGCGAAACUCAUCAAAAGUUUUUGGAUCUAAAUUCAUCUGCUGAGAUGCUGUGUUGUGCCCGAAAUAAGCGGGAGAUUGAAUUGAAAUUCCAUAAAUAAGUGAAAUGACAAAAGUUGAUAUUAUGCAAUCAGAGUACUUUUAUAACUGCAAAAUAGGUAAAAAGGGAGCUCAAGUAAAGCAAAGCAAA